GGGCGAUCUUGUCAUGUUUCUCCUGCAUGCUUAUUGAGCGCGUCCAAAGCCCGAAGAAACUGGGGAAAAUGAGCCAGAAACCGCGCCUGUAGCGCGGCCUGUUCCGCACUUCUGACGAAGUUCACCACAAUUUUUAUCAAACUUGCACACCAACAUAUUUUGCUUGCGGUAAGGCAAUCGGUACCAUCGGCCUUGUAUCGUAUUUUCAUAAGUAUAUAUAGACUCUACUCCUCUCUCUCUUUCGUUUAUUUGUAUCAGAGCAUUGUCUUCUGUCUUCUCAGGUCCAAUCAGAUUUCAUUCCUCGUUCCACCAAAUCAAUGGAUUCAAAACAGUUCAGAGAAGCUGCCACUUCCGCAAUUGACGAAAUUGUCAAUUACUACGAUACGAUUGCAGACCGCAGAGUCGUUUCGAACGUCGAACCCGGGUAUCUCAAAAAGAUCCUUCCCAAUGGCCCACCACAAGACGGAGAAUCAUGGGCAGAGAUCCAGAAAGAUAUCGAAGCCAAGAUCAUGCCGGGGCUUACACAUUGGCAAUCGCCCAACUUCAUGGCUUUCUUUCCUGCGUCGUCCUCAUAUCCUGGAAUGCUUGGAGAAUUAUACUCUGCUGCUUUCACAGCACCUGCUUUCAAUUGGAUAUGCUCGCCUGCCGUCACGGAACUCGAAACGGUUGUACUCGACUGGCUUGCUAAGCUCCUCAAUCUCCCAGACUGCUACCUCUCGACAACUCAUGGAGGAGGGGUUAUUCAAGGAUCUGCCUCUGAGGCUAUCGUCACCGUGAUGGUUGCAGCACGCGAUAAAUAUCUUCGAGCAACGACUGCUCAUUUGUCCGGUAUUGAGCUCGAAGAUGCUAUUGCAUACAAGAGGAGUCGAAUUGUCGCAUUGGGAAGCGAAACAUCACACAGCUCGACGCAGAAAGCAGCGCAGAUCGCAGGUGUUAGAUACCGGUCGAUUCCCGUUUCGAAGGAGACUGACUUCGCCUUGACUGGUGCUGCCUUGGAGGGAGUGCUCCAAGAGUGUAAAGCUCAAGGUCUUGAACCGUUCUAUUUGACGACCACGUUAGGGACGACGGCAACUUGUGCUGUCGAUGACUUCGCUUCUGUCGCCUCGACUCUUGCGAAAUAUGCACCACCAAACAAACCUGGAGAGAUCUGGGUUCAUGUUGAUGCAGCGUACGCUGGUGCAGCUUUGAUCUGUCCAGAGUACCAACACCUCACAGCUUCAUUUGAGCAUUUCCAUUCUUUCGACAUGAAUAUGCACAAAUGGUUGCUCACGAACUUCGAUGCCUCAUGUCUGUUCGUGCGGAAGAGGAAGGAUUUGAUCGAUGCGCUGUCAAUAAUGCCAAGCUAUCUUCGCAACGAGUUCAGUGAAAGUGGCUUGGUGACGGAUUACCGGGAUUGGCAAAUUCCUCUCGGGCGACGGUUCAGAAGCUUGAAGAUAUGGUUCGUGCUUAGAACAUAUGGUGUCAAGGGACUUCAAGCCCAUGUCAGGAAGCACAUCAAAUUUGGAGAAAUAUUUGCUGCCCUCCUUGAAACCAGAAAAGAUCUUUUCGAGAUCACCACAAAACCAGCAUAUGCGCUGACGGUUUUCAAUAUUGUACCGAAAGUUGCGGACAAGAAAGAACAGGACAGGAUCACCAAAGAUGUGUACGAGUUAGUCAACAAGCGGGGCGAGAUUUACAUCACCUCAAGCGUUGUUGGAGGUGUAUAUGUCGUCAGAGUCGUCAGUGCCAAUCCCCUGGCGGAAGCAAGGUAUCUCAGAAAGGCGUUUGGAAUCUUAGUGGAGACUGCAGAAGAGGUUCGCAAUGGAAAAGUCAGGCAAGACGCACCCAAUGGGACUGUACUCGACAUCAAAGGCGUCGGAGACGCCGUUCUUGUGAAGGAGAAUGGUCUCACCAAAUAGAAUCACAAGACCAAUAACUCGGCUAGGCCCCUGAAACUUGAGUCUAUCUGCGAGAGUGAUUGAAAAAAUCUCCUAUCUACCGUCAAAUUUUCAGGACUUGGAGGUCCCUUUGCAGACAAUGGUCAGCAUUCUGAGUGAAGAUAACAAGACAAUCUCAGUUUAUUCUGUCAUUAUGAUUGGUUCCAGUCAGCCUAUGGUGGCACAUAUCAAGAACAGGC
This is a messenger RNA of Mollisia scopiformis, 2116 nucleotides long. RefSeq lists its product as uncharacterized. Gene Ontology annotation, molecular function: pyridoxal phosphate binding; carboxy-lyase activity. Gene Ontology annotation, biological process: amino acid metabolic process. The record is from RefSeq and is a predicted model, not a curated record. The coding region runs from base 318 to 1898 and encodes 526 amino acids. The transcript is spliced from 3 exons. NCBI's taxonomy places the organism in Eukaryota, Fungi, Ascomycota, Leotiomycetes, Helotiales, Mollisiaceae.